Gastrolobium bilobum is the source of this 918-nucleotide messenger RNA. RefSeq names its product protein NRT1/ PTR FAMILY 4.3-like. Gene Ontology annotation, cellular component: membrane. Lineage: Eukaryota; Viridiplantae; Streptophyta; Magnoliopsida; Fabales; Fabaceae. Gene Ontology annotation, biological process: transmembrane transport. The coding region runs from base 1 to 918 and encodes 305 amino acids. Gene Ontology annotation, molecular function: transmembrane transporter activity. The record is from RefSeq and is a predicted model, not a curated record. The transcript is spliced from 4 exons.
AUGGUAAGCUUGGUUUUAUAUUUCUUGUUCAUCAUGCAUUUUGACUCCUCUGGUUCUGCAACCACCACAACAAACUUGUUGGGUACUUCUUUCUUGCUGACGAUGGUUGGAGGGUUCAUCUCUGAUACUUACAUGAAUCGCCUCAACACUUGCAUCCUCUUCGGCAUAAUUCAGUUGAUGGGAUACAUCUUGCUUGUGAUUCAAUCCCACGACGAGAAACUCCAGCCUGAACUAUGUGGGGAACCAAGAUGUGUGCAUGGGAAAAAAGCUUUGCUAUUUUGCGCUUCAAUAUACUUGAUAGCUCUUGGUGCUUGUGGAAUCAGAGGUUGUGUACGUACUCUAGGAGCUGAUCAAUUUGACAACAAGAAUCCAAAAGUGCUGGUGGUUGCAGUAAAGAAUUGGAGCUUGAAAGUACCCAAGAAUUCUGAGGAGUUGUAUGAAAUGCAAAGUCACGAGUCUACUUUGAAGAAAAAACUCAUCCGUCACACUAACCAAUUCAGGGUUCUAGACAGAGCUGCAGUUCUACCUGAAGGCACAGAAGCAAGGAAAUGGAAAGUCUGCACAGUGACACAGGUGGAAGAAGUGAAGAUUCUCACAAGGAUGAUGCCUAUACUUCUGAGUACCAUCAUCAUGAAUACAUGUUUGGCCCAAUUGCAAACCUUCUCCAUCCAACAAGGAACUGGCACUUUUAAUAUCCCCCCAUCUUCAAUUCCCGUGAUUCCGCUAGUAUUCAUGACCCUUUUAAUACCAGUUUACGAAUUUGCUUUUGUACCACUUGUCCGGAGGAUCACUGAUCACCCGAAUGGAAUAUCAGACCUUGAGAGAGUUGGGGUUGGCCUUGUCCUCUCUGCAAUCUCAAUGGUUAUAGAAGUGAAGAGGAAGCACGAAUUCAAUGAUCACAAUACGCCAAUUGUAUAA